This is a messenger RNA of Penicillium antarcticum, 3375 nucleotides long. RefSeq lists its product as uncharacterized. Gene Ontology annotation, biological process: transmembrane transport. The record is from RefSeq and is a predicted model, not a curated record. The transcript is spliced from 2 exons. The coding region runs from base 1 to 3375 and encodes 1124 amino acids. Lineage: Eukaryota; Fungi; Ascomycota; Eurotiomycetes; Eurotiales; Aspergillaceae.
AUGCCCGAAGCGGACAUGUACUACUCGGAUAUUGAUCGGGAUGGAUUCCCAGACUCCGCUCGACGGACACACGGGUGCCCGCGACAGGCAUUACACGUUUCGCAAGGUCGGCCCUGGCGCGACACUUCCAAACGCCGACGAACUUGGAGCUCGUGGUGGAUUACGCUCUGUUUGGUGUUCCUGGCUUCCCCCGCCGCCGCUGUCCUGCUGGACUUUGACAACUGUCUGUCGAAAACAAUCCUCGAGUCGGACCCUCUUCAGCUACAAUUCGUCCCCACCAACGUCUCCGUCGUAUUCAACCUCACCAAUUCUCUACACCCGCUCAAUGUGACGGUCUACGGAAAUGUAUCGGGAACCGUAUCCCGAACGGCGGAUUAUCCCUCGAUGGAUUCUGCGGACUGGACAAAUCCGAAUUGGACGGACGGGAAGAUUAUCGACUUGAGCACCACGAAUUACAAGUACACUACUUUGAUGACAGCGUUUAACGUAUUGAGCUUUUCGCCUUUCAACAAUGCUUCACGGUUUCGCGACUCGCUCACACAAGGCACGCUACCGAUGGGCCCAGUCUUCAACUACAACAUGAGCGAUCUGUCAACCUUGCACGCAUUCUCCGUUCAGCAUGAUAUGCUCUCUACCUAUCGCUUCGGGACCAUCAACCCCUCGUUAACGAUUCGAUCCGGUGACGCCUCCGCAGCUCAGCUUGCUUGCUUGACAGUGAAAGUCACGCCCGACUUCAGCACGUCUCUGAAAAAUGCACUCGCUUAUGUGCCUCUGGUCAUACUGCUGCUGGUGGGAAUUGCUACCAUCACUGCUGCCAUGUAUAGUCCUUGGGGUACAACGGAUUUGUUUAGGUGGACAAGCAACUACGGCCGCGACGAGGAUGUUCUCCGUUUGGUCACACCCGGAUUUGCGGAUUGUCUGCAGUACCUCCAAUACGUGGUGUUGACAGGUGCACUUUCGUUGGAUUACCCGGGUUUCUACCAGCCAGCGGUCAGCCAAGGCGCGUGGUCGACUCUUAUGUUCAAUCAAAGUUUUGUGAACCCCGGUGGACGGGAUCCGAUUGUCGACGGAGUCUAUGCCCUCAAUGGAACGUACGGCCUGGACAGGAUGAAUCAGUUGGUUGGGAUGCAGUCAUCUCAGGAUAUCUGGCCGGGUAUGAUAAUCUGGACUCUGGUCAUCUUGGUCUGCGUCACGCUGCUGGUUCAGAUCGCCUUUGGACUUCGAUGGCUUCGUCGUGAAUUGGCAAACAACACCGAUCAGGAUCUGCGCGCCAGAAAUUUGCCAUUUACUGUUGGCAACAUUAUCCGCAUGGUCUUCAAUUACCUUCUCUUCCCCAUUGUCUCCCUUUCUUUCUUCCAGCUGGUCAUAGCUGGCCAAUCCCCCGCUUACAAUGUGGCUCUGGCCGCUCUGGUGAUUGUCGUCCUUAUUUGCUUCUCCCUCUGGUUCAUCCGCGUCAUUGUCUCCACAAGGCCUAAAGCACAUCUUUUCGAUGACCUGCCUACCGUGCUCUUGUAUGGUCCUCUUUUCAACACCUAUUGUGACGAUGCCGCUGCAUUUGCCGCAGUUCCAAUCGUCUUGAACAUAGCUCGAGGCGUCGCUGUGGGUGCUUUGCAGCCAUCGGGUAUUGCCCAGGUGGUAAUGCUUGCGAUCUGUGAAGUCGUCUCUGUGCUCACGUUACUUGCCUUCCGACCUUUCUCCGGUCCUACUCACAUGAACCUGUACCAUUGUCUCUUCUCCAUCGUGCGCUUCUUGACUGUUAUUCUCAGCGUGGUGUUUGUUCCAUCGUUGUCGGUCUCAGAAGCCGCCCGAGGCUGGAUUGGAUAUCUUAUUCUCGUGCUUCAUGCCAUGGUGCUUAUUUUCGGAUUCUUCCUCAAUGCCAUGCAGACGUUGAUCGAAGUUCUGGCUCGACUCGCAGGUGCUGGUGGAGCUACUCGUGGUGGUCUCGCCAAGGUAUUCGGUAUGCGUCAACUUUCCAGACGUACACCACGUCGCGAUCUUGCUCGACAGAGUAUGGGCUCAGAGGCUGCUAUGCUCGGACACGCUGACGACCGUCUGUCUGCUCAAUUCGAUGGAUCGCGUCCUCGUAGUCUAUCUGGCAGUUCCGCUCUCCUUUUGAACCGCGCCACGGGCAGUGAUGGCCGAGCCAGCGCCUACUUUGACUAUGCCAGUUCUCAAGGAGGCUCGCACAGUCGUGCCGCCAGUGGAGGAUUCCCUACACCCACAUCAACAGCUUACCCUGGACCUGGCUUCCCCAGUUCACCUAGCAGCGGUACAAUGAUGGGAAUGAGUCCCCGUGAUCCUUACUACCGGCCACCUCGCCCUGGACGAAAAGGACCUCAAGGCACUGUGUCAUUUGAGAAGGGCAAGGCCCCGAGCAAGAGUCCCUCCAAGCGCUUCUUGUCAAGAUCGCUUCGCCGAGCAGUCCAUACUGAUGAUGAAAUCGGAGAUGUCCCGAUGUCCGGCCGUGCAACACCCGUACCGGCAUAUCUACCGACAGCAAAGGAUGAUUUGGAGUUGGACGACCAACGGCAAUCGCGAAAAGACUACGCAGUUCGUGAGGUCGAUUUCUACUACGGAGUCCGGGGUCCCCCCCUCUCACAUACCGGCACGCGAAAGUUGAAAACUGGUCCAGCUGACCCGACAGGUCCGGUCUCGUCUGCAACAGGCUGGUUCCGAGGCUUAUUCCAAGGAAAGACCAAGGAUAGCGCCAAGGGAUUUGAGGUGGUUCGAAGUGCUCGGGCACCCCCGCCUGGCUUGUUCCCGCCUGUUGGGGACUACAACGAGCAUUAUGAAGAUGAUCCAGAUGCUCCCAGUGGCAGUCACUCCCGCAAUGUGUCUACUGGUAAUGUUCCCUAUGAAGACUUGGAUGGCGAGCAUGAGUCUAAGCGAUUGAGCGGGACACAUCCGCCGGUUCUACCGCAAAUCAACACAUCUGUUGGCGGUGGUAUCGAGCUACCCAGUCGACAGGGAUCUCGCCAUACCCAAGCACCAGCUGAGGAAGGAGAUGCACCCUCGACUUCCCUUCCAGUCGUCACCGAGACUAUCUCCCAAGAACAACAGCCCGGUUCGGACAGACGAUCCACUCAUUCUGGGAACCACCUGCAGCCCUCUCCCACCGCCCGACUACCGUUCAGCGACAGUAGCUCACCUUCUCGAGAACGUGGUCUAUCAAUGACCUCCACUUCCAGGUCAAGGUCAAUAGCGUCUAGCCAUGGCACGGGACGGGACGGCCGACGAGGCGAACGGCCUUCAAGUAUGGGUUAUGUAGCGCAACACCGCGCACAUGAUCACAUCCAUGAAGCUAGUCCAGAUGAGCCAUCCUUUGCUGGCAGCUCUGCAGAACUUGUGGAUGAAGCUGCACACCACGAAAACUAG